UCGGUAAUAUUGGAGUAGCCUGAGACAAUUUAGGGCCUAGGGGAGUUGUUCGGCGGCAGCAUGGACCAUCACUCUCGACAAAAAUCACACUGAGUGCAGGGGGAAAAUCGGAAAGAGGAAGAAGAAGGUGAAGUGGAGGCUGUGAUAAUUGGGGGAAUGGUGUUAGAUAUACAAGCCACUUCUUCUAUUCCUCCAAACCCUAGAACUACCUCUCCUGGAAAGGUGUGUUAUGCAGUGGGAGGAGUAGCAAGGAACAUUGCCGAGUGUGUAUCGAAACUUGGAACGAAGCCUUGCAUGAUAAGUACAUUAGGAUUGGACAUGGCAGGUAAUUUGCUGUUGGAGUACUGGAAGUCUGCAGGAUUAUCAACGGAAGGUAUUCGAAUGGGCCAAGAGAUAGACACUCCAGUUGUAUGCAUUGUCUUUGAUACUUAUGGAGAACCGGCCGCUGCUGUUGCAAGUGUUGAGUCUGUUGAACGGUUUCUUACUCCCAAAUGGAUUGCACAAUUUAAAUCGAAUAUAGCAUCUACUCCUAUUGUGAUGGUUGAUGCGAAUUUAAGUCCAGCAGCUCUUCAAGCAUCUUGUGAAUUGGCGGCAGAGUUUGGUACCCCAGUGUGGUUUGAGCCUGUAUCUGUAGCAAAGUCAAGAAGAAUUGUUUCAGUUGCCAAGUAUAUAACCUUUGCUUCACCGAACGAAGAUGAACUGAUUGCCAUGGCAAACGCUCUCUCUUGCAAAGAUGCAUUUUCUCCCAUCCAAAAGGACAACAGCACAACAUCAUCUUUAUUUCUACAGCUAAGACCGGCAAUCUGGAUUUUGCUUGAGAAAGGCAUUAAAGUGGUUGUUCUGACCCUUGGAUCGAAAGGGGUAUUAUUAUGUUCUAAAGGGCGCCUCAACUUUCAUCAUACCGGGCCAAAGAGGAACAAUAGGUCACAUGAAUUUAGCAAAAAGUUGCACGAAACCAUAAAUCUACACUGCCCAUCGGACCGGUUUUUUAGCGCAUUAAGGCUUGAAGGAAGCUCUAGUAGUAGCAGCCCAUACGUGGUGCAUUUUCCUGCCGUAUCAUCUGCAUCGGUUGUGAGGGUAACCGGAGCUGGCGAUUGUCUGGUUGGCGGUGCAGUUGCUUCCAUUUGUGCAGGUUUAGAUGUAAUGCAAAGUAUUGCUGUUGGAAUAGCCGCUGCUAAAGCUGCAGUUGAAGCAGAGACCAACGUACCCACCGAGUACAGUUUGGAGCAAAUCGCAGAGGAUGCAAGGUCAGUGUAUUUGGGUGCCGAUGUUGUUUUUUGUCGGUCAUCGUUAUAAAACCAUGAUUUAUUGUGAGUGAGUUAACCCCUGAAGCUGUUUUCGGACGGACAUUAUUGCUUGUCAACGUGCUUAUAACUAAUUGCUAAGGGGGGGAACUGAACUCCAUGUAUGAUUUCUUUCGAAUGCAAAUACUAUUUGAAUACUUUGACAAUAUUCAUUUACCAAUUUUCUAGUACUAUCUAUGUUCUAAUUAAAUGUUUCGAGUAUUAUAUGUAUUAAAUUGGAUUUUUGA
Molecule: messenger RNA, 1531 nt
Organism: Cynara cardunculus var. scolymus (artichoke)
Lineage: Eukaryota; Viridiplantae; Streptophyta; Magnoliopsida; Asterales; Asteraceae
Product: pseudouridine kinase
Exons: 9
Coding region: 157-1296 (379 amino acids)
Molecular function (GO): kinase activity
Source: RefSeq, a predicted model, not a curated record